AUGCUAUCCUCCAUCUCCGGCGUCAUAGGCCAGAAGGGCCAGGCAAACUACGCCGGCGGUAAUGCAUUCCAGGACGCUUUCGCAGAGUACCGCCGUGCACUUGGAUUGGCCGCUAUUAGCAUCGACCUCGGACCCAUAGAAGACGUCGGCGUCAUCCACGGCAACGAAGAUCUACAAAACAGGUUCGACGGGAGUCCUCUGCUGUUAAUUGACGAGGGCUUACUGCGCCGGAUCUUCGACUACUCUAUCAUUCAGCAACAUCCAGACGCAGACCGCCGGCUGAAUCUCUCGAGUCAGGGCCAAAUGAUUACAAGUCUACUGGUCCCCCAACCUGAAGAUAGCGACCUCCUCGGAGAUGUGCGGUUCAGUGGAUUGCGAGUCCUCCAAAGACAAGGACCUUCAAAGUCUUUUGCUGUUGGCACACUCCCAGAAUCAUGA
Molecule: messenger RNA, 438 nt
Organism: Penicillium egyptiacum
Lineage: Eukaryota; Fungi; Ascomycota; Eurotiomycetes; Eurotiales; Aspergillaceae
Source: the annotation of a GenBank genome assembly